AUGUCUGACGCUUCUGGCGAGCUACACAGAAGAAGGACUGCUAGUGGCUCACUCUAUGGAUCGGAAAUAGAUAGUUUCCAUUCCGUAACUCAAAACUCAAAAUGGAAGAAUCUCAGACAAAAAUCAUUCACAAUACUUAGAAAGUAUGGGUCGUUUAUAGGACCUGGUAUCAUGGUUUCAGUGGCAUAUAUGGACCCAGGUAACUAUGCCACAGGUAUAACAGCUGGUGCCUCCAACAGAUUCUCCCUUUUAUUCAUCGUUCUAAUUUCCAAUAUCAUUGCCAUUUUUCUUCAAAGUUUAUGCAUCAAGUUGGGCUCAGUAACCGGCUACGAUCUUGCCCGUUGUUGUCGAGAAUACCUUCCCAAGUGGCUCAAUAUCAUUCUCUGGAUCCUUGCGGAAAGUGCAAUCAUUGCAACUGAUGUGGCUGAAGUUAUAGGUUCAGCUAUUGCCCUUAAUAUUCUUCUUAAAAUUCCACUUCCAGCAGGCGUGGUAAUUACAAUAGUGGACGUUUUAUUUGUGCUAAUGGCGUAUCGCAACGACACUUCCUCUACCAAGUUUGUCAAGAUGUUUGAGUAUGCAGUUGCUUGUCUUGUGGUGGCCGUGGUGGUUUGCUUCGCAGUGGAAAUUGCCCAUUUACCAGUCACUUCAGAAAUGGUUCGUGAGAUCUUCAGAGGUUAUGCUCCUUCGAAAGAAAUGGUCCAGGGAAGUGGCUUGACCAUUGCUACUGGUAUCAUUGGAUCCACAGUUAUGGUACACUCAUUAUUUUUGGGUUCUGGUCUCGUUCAGCCUAGAUUGAGAGAGUACGAUGUAACCCACGGUCUUGUGGAUCUUGAUCUGGUAUGUUCUGAGGACGAAACUACAGCAGAUACCGUCUCAGAAAAAUCGUCUACCAGAGUUAAAACUACUCGUAUCGACAAAGAAGCUCUCUUCUUUUACAAGAGUUACAAACCAUCGUACCAAUCAAUUCAAUACUCGUUGAAAUACUCAAUUAUUGAACUUGUGGUUACGCUUUUCACAUUUGCACUUUUCGUCAACUCGGCUAUCUUGGUGGUGGCUGGAGUUACCCUCAACGAUACCCCAGAAGCCAUCGAUGCCGACUUGUACACUAUUCAUGCAUUGCUCUCCAAAAAUUUGGCACCUGUUGUAGGCACAGUUUUCAUGCUUGCGUUGCUUUUCAGUGGUCAAAGUGCUGGUAUCGUCUGUACUAUUGCUGGACAAAUGGUAAGUGAGGGCCAUAUCAAUUGGAAGCUUAAACCAUGGGUGAGAAGACUAGUGACAAGAGCCAUCUCAAUUAUACCUUGUUUGGCCAUUUCUGUUGGUAUUGGACGGUCCGGUUUGGGACUCGCCUUGAACGUUUCACAGGUUGUGAUUUCCAUUCUUCUUCCCCCAUUAACGGCUCCUCUUAUCUACUUUACAUGCAAAAAGUCCAUCAUGAAAGUGCCAUUACCCAAGGAGAUGCAGUCAGAUGAUGAAGACGAAGUAAAAUACAAAUAUCUACACAACAAUUGGCUCACAUCCAUCAUUGUCUUUGCCAUCUGGCUCUUUGUGCUGGCAUUGAAUAUCUACGCGAUUGUUGACAUGGCCAAAAAUGGUGUGGCCGGCAGUUAG
Meyerozyma guilliermondii ATCC 6260 is the source of this 1608-nucleotide messenger RNA. RefSeq names its product divalent metal ion transporter (gene SMF12). Gene Ontology annotation, biological process: iron ion transport; intracellular manganese ion homeostasis. The coding region runs from base 1 to 1608 and encodes 535 amino acids. Gene Ontology annotation, cellular component: plasma membrane. NCBI's taxonomy places the organism in Eukaryota, Fungi, Ascomycota, Pichiomycetes, Serinales, Debaryomycetaceae. Gene Ontology annotation, molecular function: manganese ion transmembrane transporter activity; cadmium ion transmembrane transporter activity. The transcript has a single exon. The record is from RefSeq and is a predicted model, not a curated record.